AUGGAGCCACUUGUUGCACUACUGCAUCUGGUAAUGGCCAUCAUGACUUUCUCUAAAGCUAAUGAGACUUUCUGUACUCUGCGUGGAGAGCCUGCAUACCCUCCGUUAUGGAAAGAUGGAGACAUCAUACUUGGAGGGGUUUUCUCAUUCCAUAGCAGCUGGGAGGUCAGACAGCUAACAUAUUCAGUUACCCCACCUCCACUGAAGUGUGUCAGUCUUAAUUUCAGAGACUUCCAGUAUGCACAGUCCAUGCUCUUCGCUAUAGAGGAAAUUAAUAACAGCUCCAGCUUGCUGCCUGGGGUCUCAUUAGGCUACAAGAUCUAUGAUACAUGUGGCUCUGUGGCAGUAGGCGUUCGAUCAGCUAUGGCUCUUGCUAAUGGGCAUGAGAAAACCUCUGUUGAAGGGCCCUGCACAAAGCAAGCUGAGGUGCAAGCCAUUAUAGGGGACACAACAUCAUCAGCAUGCAUGGCAAUAGCAAAGAGUGUUGGACCAUUCAAGCUUCCAGUGAUCAGUCACUAUGCUACUUGUGAGUGUCUCAGUGACAAAAUCAAGUAUCCUUCAUUUCUUCGAACUAUUGCAAGUGACCACUACCAGAGCAGAGCACUGGCAGAACUGGUCAGACACCUUGGGUGGACCUGGGUGGGAGCCUUAAGAACGGAUGACGAUUAUGGUAACAGUGGGAUGGCCACUUUCACUAAGGUGGCAGAGCAGAUGGGUAUCUGUUUGGAAUAUUCUCUUCCGUUUUUCAGAACCUACCCUGAAGACAAAGUAAUGAGAAUAUUUGAGCAGAUAAAAAGCUCUACUUCUCGAGUGAUUGUGGGAUUUCUUGCCCACUGGGACUUGGAAGUUCUGCUGCAUAAAUUUGUUGAACACAACAUCACAGGAUACCAGUGGGUAGGUACGGAGGCAUGGAUCUCUGAUUCAGUAAUUGCCAGUAUGGAUAAGCACCACAUUCUACAAGGGGCCAUUGGGCUGGCUAUACCCAAAACACAGGUGACAGGUCUAAAGGAGUUCAUUCUAGACAUUAAGUCACUGAAGUCUUCAGGAAGUGCCAUAUUUACUGAAGUCUGGGAAGAACUGUUUCAGUGUCAAUACUCCACAGAGAAUGAUUCAGUUUCCACAACUGCAUGUACAGGCAAUGAGGAGCUGUCUCAGAUGCAAAACACAUUCACAGACAUGUCACUCAUGCCCAUCUUCAGUAAUGUGUACAAAGGAGUGUAUGCUGUUGCUCAUACACUUCAUGAUCUUCUGGGCUGCAAGGACAAAUGUGCCACAAAGAAACAGUCUGAUCCUUCAACAUUUCUGAAGCACCUGAAAAAAGUGCGUUUCAAAACCAAAGAUGGUGAGGAGGUUUACUUCGAUGAGAAUGGUGACCCUGUGGCAAAGUAUGAAAUAAUAAAUUGGCAACCAAGUGAAAAAGAACACUACGAGUUUGUCACUGUUGGGCUUUAUGAUGCUUCUUUCCUGGGGAUGGAUCGUUUAGCUGUCAAAAUGGCUUCAAUUUUAUGGGCAAAUAAUUCAACAAAGGUACCUGUGUCUUUGUGCAGUGAAAGCUGUCCUCAAGGCACUAGGAAGGCUGUGCAAAAAGGAAAACCUUUAUGUUGUUAUGACUGUAUACCAUGUACAGAAGGAGAGAUCAGUAACGCUACAGAUUCUAUAACAUGUCUGCGGUGCAAUCAAGACUUCUGGUCAAAUCAGCAAAAGGAUGGAUGUGUUGAGAAGGAAACUGAAUUUUUGUCUUAUGAGGAGAUCAUGGGAAUUUUGCUCACAACCAUAUCAACUGUUGGUGCAUUUUUAACAAUGAUAAUUGCAAUCAUAUUCUUUAGAUAUAAAAACACAGCAAUAGUUAAAGCCAAUAACUCAGAGCUGAGCUUUUUGCUACUGUUUUCACUGAUGUUAUGUUUUCUCUGUUCACUUACUUUUAUUGGUCAGCCUUCUGAUUGGUCCUGUAUGUUGCGUCACACAGCAUUUGGUAUCACUUUUGUCCUCUGUAUCUCAUGUGUACUGGGGAAGACAAUAGUGGUGUUAAUGGCCUUCAGGGCUACACUUCCAGGCAGUAAUGUCAUGAAAUGGUUUGGGCCUGCUCAACAGAGACUCAGUGUUCUUGGUUUCACUCUCAUUCAAGUUCUUAUUUGUAUACUUUGGUUAACAAUUUCUCCCCCUUUUCCCUUUAAAAAUCUAAAUUAUUUCAAAGAAAAGAUCAUUUUAGAGUGUAAUGUGGGCUCAGCUAUAGGUUUCUGGGCUGUGUUGGGUUAUAUUGGACUCCUUGCUAUUCUAUGUUUCUUUUUGGCUUUUCUGGCUCGGAAACUUCCUGAUAACUUUAAUGAAGCCAAAUUCAUCACAUUUAGUAUGCUUAUUUUCUGUUCUGUAUGGAUUGCUUUUAUUCCAGCUUAUGUCAGUUCUCCUGGAAAAUUCACUGUGGCAGUGGAGAUAUUUGCCAUUUUAGCCUCUACCUAUGGAAUGUUAUUUUGUAUCUUCAUUCCUAAAUGCUAUAUUAUUUUAUGGAAACCAGACAAGAACUCCAAAAAACAUUUGAUGGGCAAAGUACCCUCAAGAUCUAUGCAGGUCAUGACUGAGCUGAUCGAAGGCUUCCCUGAGUUCAGUCUCCCCGCCCUUGAAGUUAUUGCCCUGAUCAAAGAUCCAUACUUUCCUGCGGAGCUCAGCAAACACAAGCUUGAGUCCAGGGAGGCACUCGCCGGGGGAGAGUCAUUCUGCUCAGCUGCUCCAUGUAGCUCUCGAGCCUCUACCAUGUCCUCCCACCUAUCGUACUUCCUCUCAUCAGAAGCAGAAGGUCUCAGUAAUGAUUCCACAGAACGAGCUCCCUUUCAGCUCAGUGGUGUCCUCAGUUUCGGAAAGGUGCAGGGUGCCUAUGGAGGCCUUAUAGCAGCAGGACUCGGAAUGCAGCCAAUGGAGGAGGUUCAUGGAAUCUGUCCAGCAAGUGACUCGUCUGAUUUCCAGAGUGAGCUCCUCUGCGAGCAGUUUCACCAGCUGUACUCCUGUCAGGGCUGCGCAGAGCUCCAACCUGGGAGGACCCCUAGGAUUGAAGGACUCAACAUAGGGCCAGCGGUAGGGCAGAACAUCGACUUGCCACAGCCUUUCUACAUCCUUCCGCAACACAAGAUCAGCAGGAGUGGACAGAAGGCUUUAGGCGCUGCUUUGGUGGCCCUCGAACUGACUGAGAGAACUACAGGGCCUGUUGUGGCAGGUGGCUUAAUGGGGCUAGCAUCUGCUCCAUGGAGAACUGUGGAUGACCGUCUAGCAAGGGCUCUGACUCUCCUGCGGUCUGCCUGGGGCUCUGACUUUCAGGGAUGUGGGCCUCACUGCUCUGGCACCAUGACUCAUACUGCAGCCAUUCUGAGAAGUCUAGGAGGUUGUAAACUGCCCCAGGACAGCAAUGAAGUGUCACAGAUGAGAAGCACACACAUCUCUGAAGCUCUAAUGCAGUUGCCUGUGUCCGUGUGCAGUGAGAGCUGCCUCCCGGGCACUAGGAAGGCUAUUCAGAAAGGAAGGCCUGUCUGCUGUUAUGACUGCAUUCCAUGUGCAGAGGGAGAAAUCAGUAAUAAGACAGAUUCUAGUGACUGCUUUCCUUGUGAUUUGGAGUAUUGGUCAAAUGAAAACAAAGACAGAUGUAUAUUAAAAGUGGUUGAAUUCCUUUCCUAUACAGAAAUCAUGGGGACCUUGCUUUCUAUUUUUUCAUCCAUUGGGACAUUAUUAACGACUAUUGUAUCUUUUCUGUUCUAUCUUCAUAAAGAAACACCUGUUGUCAGAGCCAGCAACUCAGAGCUGAGCUUUCUGCUGCUCUUCUCAUUGACUCUGUGUUUUCUCUGUUCACUUACUUUCAUUGGUCGGCCCACUGAGUGGUCCUGUAUGUUGCGUCACACAGCGUCUUGGAUCACAUUUGUCCUCUGUGUCUCCUGUGUUCUGGGGAAAACAGUAGUGGUGUUAAUGGCCUUUAAGGCCAUUGCAGGAAGCAUUGUCAUAAAAUGGUUUGGGCCCAUGCAGCAAAGACUAUGCAUUUUUUCCUUAACUUCAAUUCAGGUGAUUAUCUGUGUGCUUUGGUUAACGAUAUCCCCUCCAUUCCCAUAUAUGAAUCUGAAGCAUUACAGAGAAAAGAUCAUUCUAGAAUGCAGUUUAGGCUCAGCUUUUGGUUUCUGGGGUGUGCUGGGUUAAAUUGGUCUUCUAGCUUCCCUUUGCUUUAUUUGAGCUUUUCUAGCUCGGAAGCUCCCUGAUAACGUCAGUGAGGCUAAAUUCAUCACAUUCAGUAUGCUCAUAUUCUGUGCUGUUUGGAUCACAUUUAUUCCAGCUUAUGUCAGUUCCCCUGGAAAAUUCACUGUAGCUGUGGAGAUAUUUGCUAUUUUAGCUUCAAGCUUUGGUUUACUAUUUUGCAUAUUUGCUCCAAAAUGUUACAUAAUUUUACUAAAACACAAAGAAACAAAUGAUGGUGAAAUCCUCAUCCAAAUCUCUCAUGUAAUAGACAGUAUAGCUGUAUACAACAGACUGGUCAACGACUGCUGGGGACUGGACAGGAUCUUCGAUGGUCACAGGAGACCGAACAGGCUCGAAAGUCACUGGGGGCAGGAUGGACUCAUUGACUGCCUCAGGGAACUGGACAGGCUCAAUGAGUACAGAGAACUGGUCAGGCUCAAUGAGUACAUUGAACUGGGCAGGCUCGUGGACAGCCUCGGGGAACUAGACAGGGUCAUUGACAGCCUCAGGGAACAAGACAGGCUUGUCAACAGCCUCUGGGAACUGGACAGGAUGGAGCCAUUCUUUGCACUCAUGCAUCUAGUAAUGACCAUCAUUACUAUUACCAGAGCAAAUGAAACUGCUUGUACUCUGCGAGCAGAGCCUGCAUACCCUCCGUUAUGGAAAGAUGGAGACAUCAUACUUGGAGGAGUUUUCUCCUUCCAUAGCAGCUGGGAAGUCAGACAACUAACAUAUUCAGUUAUGCCUCCUCCUCUGAAGUGUAUCAGCCUUAAUUUCAGAGACUUCCAAUAUGCACAGUCCAUGCUCUUUGCGAUAGAAGAAAUCAAUAACAGUUCCACUUUGCUGCCGGGGGUCCAACUGGGCUAUAGGAUCUAUGACACAUGUGGUUCGAUGGCAAUGGCUGUUAGAGUGACUAUGGCUCUUGCUAACGGGUAUGAGAACACAACCUCCGAAGGGCCCUGUACAAAGCAAGCCUAUGUGCAAGCCAUUCUAGGAGACACAACCUCAUCGGCAUGCAUAGCGAUGGCAAAAAGUAUUGGACCAUUCAACCUUCCAAUGAUCAGUCACUAUGCUACUUGUGAGUGUCUCAGUGACAAAACCAAGUAUCCUUCAUUUCUUCGAACUAUUGCAAGUGACCACUACCAGAGCAGAGCACUGGCAGAACUGGUCAGACACUUUGGCUGGACCUGGGUGGGAGCAAUAAGAACUGAUGACGAUUAUGGUAACAGUGGGAUGGCCACUUUCACUAAGGUGGCAGAGCAGAUGGGUAUCUGUUUGGAAUAUUCUCUUCCGUUUUUCAGAACCUACCCUGAAGACAAAGUAAUGAGAAUAAUUGAGCAGAUAAAAAGCUCUACUUCUCGAGUGAUUGUGGGAUUUCUUGUGCACUGGGACUUGGAGGCUCUACUGCAUAAAUUUGUUGAAUACAACAUCACAGGAUACCAGUGGGUAGGUACAGAAAGCUGGAUCUCUGAUUCAGUAAUUGCCAGUAUGGAUAAGCACCACAUUCUACAAGGGGCCAUUGGGCUGGCUAUACCCAAAACACAGGUGACAGGCCUAAAGGAGUUCAUUAUAGACAUUAAGCCACUAAAGUCUUCAGGCACUGCCAUAUUUACUGAGCUCUGGAAAGAACUGUUUCAGUGUCAAUACACCACCAAAAAUUAUUCAACAUCCACAACCGCAUGUACAGGCAAUGAGGAGCUGUCUCAGAUGCAAAACACAUUCACAGACAUGUCACUCAUGCCUAUCUUCAGUAAUGUGUACAAAGGAGUGUAUGCUAUUGCUCAUACACUUCAUGAUCUUCUGGGCUGCAAGGAAAAAUGUGCCACAAAGAAACAGCCUGAUCCUUCAACAUUUCUGAAGCACCUGAGAAGGGUUCAUUUCAAUACCAAAGAUGGCGAGGAGGUUUAUUUCGAUAAGAAUGGUGAAGUAGUGGCAAAAUAUGAGAUAAUAAAUUGGCAACCAAGUAAAAAACAACAUGAUGAAUUUGUCACUCUCGGCCUUUAUGAUGCCUCUCUUCCUGUAAAAGAUCGUUUGGCAUUGAAUAUGGCUUCAAUUGUAUGGGCAAAUAAUACCACAAAGGUACCUGUGUCUGUUUGCAGUGAGAGCUGUCCUCCUGGCACUAGGAAGGCUGUGAAGAAAGGAAAGCCAAUAUGUUGUUAUGACUGUAUACCAUGUACAGCAGGAGAGAUCAGUAACAUGACAGGUAAAAGUAACAAACUACUGAAUCUGUCUAAUCUUUAUUUGUGGUACAUUUGUUAUUAUUAUUAUUAUUAUUAUUAUUAUUAUUAUUUUCUAAUAACAGAUUCUAUAACAUGUCUGCGGUGCAAUCAAGACUUCUGGUCAAAUCAGAAAAAGGAUGGAUGUGUUGAGAAGGAAACUGAAUUUUUGUCUUAUAAGGAGAUCAUGGGAAUUUUGCUCAUGACCAUUUCAAUUAUUGGUGCAUUUAUAACAGUGUUAACUGCAUUCAUAUUCUUUAGAUAUAAAAAUACCCCAAUAGUUAAAGCUAAUAACUCAGAGCUGAGCUUUCUGCUACUGUUUUCACUGAUGUUGUGUUUUCUCUGUUCACUUACUUUUGUUAGUCAGCCUUCUGAAUGGUCCUGUAUGUUGCGUCACACAGCGUUUGGGAUCACUUUUGUCCUCUGUAUCUCCUGUGUGCUGGGGAAAACAAUAGUGGUGUUAAUUGCCUUCAGGAGUACAAUUCCAGGCAGUAAUGUCAUAAAAUGGUUUGGGCCUCCUCAACAGAGACUCAGUGUUCUUGGUUUUACUCUCAUACAAGUGCUUAUUUGUGUGGUUUGGUUAACAAAAUCUCCGCCUUUUCCUUUUAAAAAUCUAAAUUACUUCAAAGAAAAGAUCAUAUUAGAGUGUGAUGUAGGUUCACCAAUAGGUUUCUGGGCUGUUCUAGGUUAUAUAGGAUUCCUUGCUCUCUUGUGCUUCAUUCUGGCUUUUCUGGCACGGAAGUUGCCUGAUAACUUCAAUGAAGCCAAAUUCAUCACAUUCAGUAUGCUCAUAUUUUGUGCAGUUUGGAUUGCCUUUAUUCCAGCUUAUGUCAGCUCUCCUGGAAAGUUUACUGUGGCUGUGGAGAUAUUUGCUAUUUUAGCCUCUAGUUUUGGGUUGCUAUUCUGCAUCUUUCUUCCAAAAUGCUAUAUGAUUUUAUUUAAGCCAGAGAAGAAUUCCAAGAAGCAUAUGAUGGGCAACACAUGA
Molecule: messenger RNA, 7407 nt
Organism: Myxocyprinus asiaticus (Chinese sucker)
Lineage: Eukaryota; Metazoa; Chordata; Actinopteri; Cypriniformes; Catostomidae
Biological process (GO): G protein-coupled receptor signaling pathway
Cellular component (GO): membrane
Molecular function (GO): G protein-coupled receptor activity
Source: RefSeq, a predicted model, not a curated record